Perkinsus marinus ATCC 50983 is the source of this 877-nucleotide messenger RNA. Its product is annotated as succinate dehydrogenase, putative. Lineage: Eukaryota; Perkinsozoa; Perkinsida; Perkinsidae. The transcript has a single exon. The annotation marks the transcript as partial. Gene Ontology annotation, cellular component: intracellular membrane-bounded organelle; membrane. Gene Ontology annotation, molecular function: heme binding. The record is from RefSeq and is a predicted model, not a curated record.
CUGCCCCCUCAACUGUGUCUACGGCUCGUGCUUCUGCUCCAGCUCCCGCUGUCUCGGGGUAUACUAAGGAAGAAGUGGCUAAGCACACCACCGAGAGUGACUGCUGGGUCAUCAUUAAUGGCCAGGUCUUGAAUGUAACGAACUUCCUUCCUGAACAUCCUGGUGGAAAACUCGCUAUUAUGACUUUCGCGGGUAAGGAUGCUACUAAGGAGUUCAACAUGAUCCAUCCGGCUGAUGUUAUUGAGAAGUACGCUUCUGAGUGUGUUCUUGGUCCCGUUGUUGAGGCCAAUUCUGCACCUGCUGUAGCAGCUACGAGUGCACCUGCUCCGGCUGCUCCUACUGCAGUAACGACCACUCCGACAACAUCUGGUGCCGCUGGCAACUCUUACACUAUGGACGAGAUAUCGAAGCAUAACUCUCGCGAGUCCUGCUGGGUUGUGAUUGAUGGUGAGGUCUUGGAUGUUACGGAUUUCUUGCCUGAUCAUCCUGGUGGAGAUAUCUCUAUUCUCAAUUUCGGUGGCAGAGAUGCUACUGGGCCUUUCCACGAUAUUCAUCCUGCUGGUAUCAUCCAGAAAUAUUGUCCCGACGCUGUCAUCGGUGUCGUUGGAACCGGCUCGGCCGCCCCCUCGACUGCUUCUACGGCUCCCGCUUCUGCUGCUGCAUCUGCUCCAGCUCCUGCUGUUUCUGGAUAUACUAUGGAUGAGGUCGCUAAGCACACCACUGAGGAUGACUGCUGGGUUGCUAUUAACGGACAGGUCUUGAACGUCACGGACUUCCUCCCUGAGCAUCCUGGUGGAAAGCUUGCCAUCAUGACUUUCGCCGGUAAAGAUGCUACUAAGGAGUUCAACAUGAUCCAUCCGCCUGAUGUCAUUGAGAA